Drosophila innubila is the source of this 929-nucleotide messenger RNA. RefSeq names its product probable methylthioribulose-1-phosphate dehydratase. The transcript is spliced from 4 exons. The coding region runs from base 58 to 750 and encodes 230 amino acids. Gene Ontology annotation, cellular component: cytoplasm. The record is from RefSeq and is a predicted model, not a curated record. NCBI's taxonomy places the organism in Eukaryota, Metazoa, Arthropoda, Insecta, Diptera, Drosophilidae. Gene Ontology annotation, molecular function: metal ion binding; methylthioribulose 1-phosphate dehydratase activity.
CGUGACGAAUGUGCCUGAACAACUGAUUGAACUGCCUUAUCAGCUGCCAGUUUCUUAAUGGCAUUGUCAAUUUUCAAGGAUUUACCAGCGGAACAUCCGCGUCACUUGAUACCAGAGCUAUGCAGACAAUUCUAUCAUCUGGGUUGGGUAACCGGCACAGGGGGCGGGAUGACUAUAAAAUACAAUAAUGAAAUCUAUAUAGCACCUUCGGGUGUACAAAAGGAGCGUAUGCAGCCGGAGGAUCUGUUUGUGCAAGACGAAAAUGGCAAGGAUUUGCAAUUACCGCCGGAAAUAAGGGGACUCAAAAAGAGUCAGUGCACGCCUCUAUUUAUGCUCGCCUACCGACAUCGCAAUGCCGGAGCCUGCAUUCACACUCAUUCCCAACACGCCGUAAUGGCUACGUUGCUCUGGCCGGGAAAAACUUUCCGUUGCACACACCUCGAAAUGAUUAAGGGCGUCUACGAUGAGGCGGACAAGCGUUAUCUGCGCUACGAUGAGGAGCUGGUUGUACCCAUCAUUGAGAACACGCCCUUCGAACGAGAUUUGGCUGAUAGCAUGUAUGCGGCCAUGAUGGAGUAUCCCGGAUGUAGUGCCAUUCUGGUGCGUCGACAUGGUGUCUAUGUUUGGGGUCAGACUUGGGAAAAAACCAAAACUAUGUCCGAGUGCUACGAUUAUCUCUUCUCUAUUGCCGUGGAGAUGAAGAAGGCCGGACUAAAUCCGGAGAAGUUUGAGGAUGCAUCGCAUGCUUAGGCAUUUAUUGAUUGAAUUUCAUAAAAUGCCUAGUAAUGUACAUACUGAUAAAGACUUAUAUACAUAUUUGUGUUGAUAAUUGAUGCUUUAUAUAUGUACAUAUACAUUUUUAAAGGAAAUACUGAUAGUUUGAGCAAACGAUAAUCCAUAAUAUAGCUGCUAUCGUUAUCGCAAUCCAA